Molecule: messenger RNA, 1057 nt
Organism: Enhydra lutris kenyoni (northern sea otter)
Lineage: Eukaryota; Metazoa; Chordata; Mammalia; Carnivora; Mustelidae
Product: apolipoprotein D
Exons: 5
Coding region: 244-813 (189 amino acids)
Biological process (GO): lipid transport; brain development; tissue regeneration
Molecular function (GO): cholesterol binding
Source: RefSeq, a predicted model, not a curated record
CUGUGAAGGAAACUGGGGGAGGGAGAUGGACAAAACAUCCCAUUUUUGUGUUUGGUACAGAGCUAAGCUUUUAGGCCAGCCUUCCUGAACUGGGCGGGGUGUGGCAUGCAUUAAAAUGAAACAUCAAUGACCCUGUGAAGCUUAUAAAACAGCUUGGGAGAAGCCAGUCAACAAGAGAAGGCAUCCUAAACUGGGUGAGUUUGCAUGUGGAAACUGCCUUCAUCUUGACCAAAAAGCCCCAAGAUGGUGACCGCGCUGCUGCUGCUCUCCAUGCUGGCCGGCCUCUUCAGUGCGGCAUCCGGACAAGCCUUCCAUCUUGGGAAAUGCCCGACUCCUCCAGUGCAAGAGAACUUUGAUGUGAAUAAGUAUCUUGGACGAUGGUAUGAAAUUGAGAAGAUCCCGGUGAGCUUUGAGAAGGGAAGUUGCAUCCAGGCCAACUAUUCGUUAAUGGAAAACGGAAACAUCAAAGUGAUAAACCAGGAGUUGAGAUCUGAUGGAACUGUGAAUCAAAUCGAAGGCGAAGCCACCCAGGGCAACCUUACAGAGCCUGCCAAGCUGGGAGUUAAGUUUUUCUGGUUGAUGCCGUCAGCUCCAUACUGGGUUCUGGCCACGGACUACGAGAACUACGCCCUCGUGUACUCCUGCACCACAAUCGUCUGGCUUUUUCACAUGGAUCAUGUUUGGAUCUUGGGAAGAAACCCUUAUCUCCCUCCAGAAACCGUGACCUAUCUAAAAGAUAUCCUGACCUCUAAUGACAUUGACAUUGAGAAAAUGACUAUCACAGAUCAGGUGAAUUGCCCCGAGUCACUGUGAGAGGCUCUAGAGGGAACCUGCAUUACUUCUCUGUUACUUCUUUUGCUUUGCUCCCCACCCCCAUAAAGACAAACCCACCACCGCAAACCAUUGCAAACACCAGAAGGGAAAUUUGACAGCAGAAACCCAUGCAGAGAAAGUCAAGGAGAGUUGGCCCAAACACUUAGCCAUCCACCAGUCUGUGACCUUGCCAGUCUAAUAAUAAACUUGUUGCUGACCUGCUGUGCUCACAGUAGAUUCUGAA